GUUGCUGGUGUCACUGACUUCAAGGGAAUCGGAGGCAGAGAGCUGCUGUGUGACACUGUUUCUAGCGUCCCUCCUUGGGGAGCUGUGCUGAGGCCUGCUGGUGCUGGGAGGACCCAGGGCAGUGCCUUGAGAAAGUCUCCUACUGUGAGUCUGCCAUGGUGGGGGGACGAUCGCUACAGACCAUGUUCGUCCUGCCGCUGGUGCUGAGCCUGGGCUUGCAGCUUCAUCAGAUAGCGGCUUUAUUCACGGUGACGGUCCCUAAGGAAGUGUACACGGUAGAGUUUGGCAGCAACGUGAGCCUGGAGUGCGAUUUCGACCACCGGGAAUGCACGGAACUUGAAGAAAUAAGAGUCAGUUUGCAGAAGGUAGAAAAUGACACCUCUUCGCCGAGUGAGAGAGCCACCCUCCUGGAGGAGGUGCUGCCCCUGGGGAAGGCCUUGUUCCACAUCCCCAGUGUCCGAGUGAGGGAUGCAGGACAGUACCGCUGUCUGGUCAUCUGCGGGGCCGCCUGGGACUACAAGUACCUGACAGUGAAAGUCAAAGCUUCUUACAAGAAGAUAGACACUCGGAUCCUACAGGUCCCAGGGACAGAUGAGGUGCAGCUCACCUGCCAGGCUAGAGGUUAUCCCCUGGCGGAAGUGUCCUGGCAAAACGUCAGUGUUCCUGCCAACACCAGCCACAUCAGGACCCCUGAAGGCCUCUACCAGGUCACCAGUGUUCUGCACUUAAAGCCACAGCCUGGCAGAAACUUCAGCUGCAUGUUCUGGAACGCUCCCAUGCAGGAGCUUACUUCAGCCAUCAUUGAGCUUCAGAGUUGGACUGAGCCCGAGGUCACCAGCACAUCAGCACGGCAUGUUCUCAUCCCGUCUUGCAUCGUGGCUUUAAUCUUCGUAGUCGCGAUGAUAGCCCUGAGAAAGACGCUCUGUGGAAAGCUGCAUUCUAGACAUCGAUCUGGACCUGUGGCCUUGGAGGUUGGGAUCAUCUGAUGGGGACAUCUUUUAGAGGCUCUGGACUCUGAGUGAAGAUCCCUUGGCCUGAAGAAGCUGCCCUUUGCACGUUUCAAAUGCUAUGGACGAUGACCCGGCAUUUCCAUCAGGAGUGUG
This is a messenger RNA of Arvicola amphibius (Eurasian water vole), 1103 nucleotides long. RefSeq names its product programmed cell death 1 ligand 2 (gene Pdcd1lg2). Gene Ontology annotation, cellular component: external side of plasma membrane. The transcript is spliced from 7 exons. Gene Ontology annotation, biological process: T cell costimulation; positive regulation of T cell proliferation; cellular response to lipopolysaccharide. Bases 156 to 986 code for a protein of 276 amino acids. The record is from RefSeq and is a predicted model, not a curated record. NCBI's taxonomy places the organism in Eukaryota, Metazoa, Chordata, Mammalia, Rodentia, Cricetidae.